GGUGGAGGAGGUCAGGCGGCGCCCGGGCGUCUGGAUUUGCAGGCCGGAAGGGCAGAAGCUCGGACGCCUGGGUCCCGCCGCGCCUGUCGCCCGAGCCUCUGCCCCGCCGCGGGCCUCGGAGCGGCCUUUCUGGCCCUGGCCAAGAUGUCUGCCUCCUUGGACCUGAAGUCGAAGGAAGAGAAGGACGCGGAACUGGACAAGCGGAUCGAGGCCCUGCGGCGCAAGAAUCGGGCCCUCAUCAAGCGUUACCAGGAGAUCGAAGAAGACCGCAAGAAGGCUGAGCAGGAGGGCAUUGCUGUGACUGGAGCCCGGAGGCCCCGGUCUGCAGAGGGGGACGUGCCGGAGAGGAGGCGAGGGGAGCUGGACACCCCCAGCCUCACAGUGCGGGUCUUGGUUUCCCCAGAGGAAAAGCGUGUGGUCAGCAGUGAGAGGAAGCCCCCCGCCCCCACCCGGACCUUGCGCAGCAGCCCCAAUGCCCGUGGGGGGCCGUAUCCAGGCAGCCGCUCUGCGCAAGCCAAGAACCUCUCUGAGCAGCCCAGCUGGGAAGAGGCUGGCCCACAUGGCCCUGGGGAGGGCAAGCGGGGCCGCGGAGGACGCAGCCAGAGGCCCCGGGGCCGAGGGGGGCCUGCAGGAGAUGCAGGGCCUGACAGGAGAUCUAAGGAGUGGGAGGAACGUCGCCGGCAGAACAUCGAGAAGAUGAACGAGGAGAUGGAGAAGAUUGCUGAGUACGAGCGCAGCCAGCGUCAGGACGGGCUCCAAGAGAAGAAUCCAGUGCGCAACUUCCUGGACGACCCACGGCGCAGUGGCUCCUUUGCUGAGUCGGACCGGCGGGAGGGGAGCCGGCGCCACAUUCGCAACUGGGGAGGACCGGACUUCGAUAAGGUCAAGACGGGCAUGGAGCAGGGCAAAGAGUGGGCCUUGCCGGGUCGCGGCAGUGCCCGGCGCAGGGGCGCAGCAGUGGCAGCGGCGGCGGCCCUGGACAUGACGCUCUCCAUGACAGGCCGCGAGCGGGCUGAAUACAUCCGCUGGAAGCAAGAGCGAGAACAGAUUGAUCGGGAGCGCCUGGCGCGGCACCGGCAACCCACGGGAGAAUGGCGUCGCGAGUGGGAUGCUGAGAAGAUGGAUGCGGCCUUUAAAGAGGGUGACAAGACUGGAGUCUCCUCAGGCUGCAAGCAAGAUGAGUCCAAGCGGCCCCCCAAACGCCCCACUUUUGGAGAGUUCCUGUCGGAGCAGCAGGCCGAUCGGCGCAGGAAGGGCAAAGGCCGUGGGCGCCCACGAGCCAGCGGCCCCUCCAAGCCCUACAGCAUGCAUGACAAUCGCUGGGAGAAGGAGGAGGCAGUGGUGGCAGAUCCAGCCCCGGCACCUGCGCAGGAGAAGUCGGAUGUUGCCGCCAUGGAGCAGGUGGCGCCACCUGCCUCCCCCCACAUAGUAGCUGAAGAGGAGGAGGAAGAGGAGGACCAAUGGGAAGAUGUCAGUGGGGGGGAGGAGGAGGAGGAGGAAGAAGAAGAAGAAGAGGAAGAGGAAGAAGAAGAAGCUGAAGGCAGCGACAGUCGUGGGGGCUCUUCUGCCGAGGGGCCGGGCCAGAAUGGGCACCUGUCCCUGGCCAUGCCUCCCCCCCCAGCGGAGAUGCCAAGCCCAGAGGGGAACGCCCUGACCCCUUUCUCGCCAGCUGAAGGAUACCAGCCGGUUUCUGACUGGGGAGAGGCGAUGGAGCUGAGCUCCCCCCGGGCAGACGCCGCCCAGGCCCCUUUUGCUAUGCCCCCCCGGGAGGAGCCUUCUGCCAGAGCUGGGAGGAGCCCUGCAAACUCUCUGGCCCAGCAGGGCCCCCCCUCAUCUCCCGUGGUGGAAGGAGAGGCGCCCACUGACCCCAGAGCCUCGCAGCCUGAGAUGGUCAAGGGGCUGGAAGGGCCGAAGCCCGAACAGGAGGACCUGCAAGAGCCUGGAGAGCAAGGAGCUGCGCUGGAGCCGGCCUCGGGAGCUGCGCCCUGCACGGAACACCGGGAGGCCUGAAGCAGAGGAGGCCAUCUCCAGGCAGCCUUCUCCUCACCUGAGGGGAGGGGAGCAUCUUUCUCUUGGGAGCGGCUGGACACAGUUGUGACACCCACACCCACGUCUGCAGCCGUUCCCUUGUGCACGGCCUGCACAGUUGGGUAGACCUCUGCUCCCCCAUCACGACUGGCAAUCCAGAGCCUGCGUUGCCACUCUUGAGUGCUGUGAACGCUCCAUUCAUGCGCAGCUGGGCACUGUGGGCCCUACAUCCUCCUGCUGUGUGUGUGGGGGGGGGGGGGCUUGUGCAUCUGGGGAUGGGGCUCUGCUUGGUCCGCCUCCAGCCCCCACCCCACUCUCUCUCUGGUCUGUUAUCUCGCUUCCCAUCCUUCCUUCUGUGUAUCAUUUCCUGGGCAUUUCCAGGAUAAGGGAAUAUGGCCCCUCCCGUGAGUGAAAGGGGGUCAAGCUCAUUGCCUCUUCCCCACCUGCUGCUUUUGUGUGUGUGGGGGUGGGGUUGUGUCUGUGUCUGCUCCAUACCAUGCACAAAAGAAAGGGUUUCUUACAAUAAAGCCUUUACACCAUCA
Messenger RNA from Elgaria multicarinata webbii, 2570 nucleotides. It is a transcript of the gene CCDC9, whose product is annotated as coiled-coil domain containing 9. The record is from RefSeq and is a predicted model, not a curated record. The coding region runs from base 145 to 2010 and encodes 621 amino acids. NCBI's taxonomy places the organism in Eukaryota, Metazoa, Chordata, Lepidosauria, Squamata, Anguidae. The transcript has 14 exons.